AUGUUGCUCGUCUUACGGAGACGAAAAGAAAAAGAAAAGUAUAUUUCAUUGCUCCGAGCCGGACCGGUUGGCCCAACAUUUUCCGGUUCAAUAGAACCGUACGGAAGGGCUACAGACGGGUCUUUGUGGCGUCGAACCGGGGAAACAAGAGAAGCCGGCCGGCCAUGGCGGAAACCCAAGGUUUUGGGUCUCGGCUCCGCUCGCCCUUCCCUCUCUCCUCGUCUCACUUAUGGCUGGAAACGCAGACAUUCAAUUCGUAUCCUCCUCCAUCAGGAUUCCUCUUCGCUCGCUAGGGCAGAACAUCGGGCCUACGCGGGAGGGACGAGGAGGAGCGGGUUUCAUCAGCGAGUUGCCGGGAGAGACGCUGGAACAGGCCGAUCUGAGGACCGCGCUACCGGAGCGCUGAAGUUCUCCGGCCGAAUUCGGUGCUCACAGUGUGGGAGGUGCAGGAGGACGUUCUCAGGAUUAUCCAUACCGGCUGUUCUCUUUGUGCGUCGCCUGUUGCCUUUGGCAUUAGGGAUAGUAUCCGAUUGGUCUUUCAGUGGCAACGGUUAUGAUGAAAUGCAAUUUACCAAGUUGUUUGUGCUCAAUGUGGAACAAGAGCUUCCUUGCCUUCCUGAGUGGUUGUGUUUCAACAAGUGUCACAGGUUAUUACAGGUUAUGAAGAAGGUGCAUAAGUUGUGGUUGUUCAUGUGCAGUUGGAUGCUGAGAAAUCUCCUUUGGAAUGGUGAUCCAGCUGAAGGGCAAAACCAGGCAAUGGAUCGGGUUAUGGGAUUGGUAUUCAUGUGGACUUCUCGUUGGGGCCUAUCUUCCUGGAGUAUGCAUUUGACGAUAAAAAUACGAGGAGGUUUCACUUUAAGAGUUGGAUAUCACCAGUAGCUGUUCUUGCAUGUUUGCUUCAAAAGAAUCUGUCACAUUGCAUAGGUCUGUCACUUUUAGUGUGUCUGUGGUUGUCCUUGCUUAAUGGUAUCUUGCUUUCCAAACA
This is a messenger RNA of Musa acuminata AAA Group (dessert banana), 985 nucleotides long. RefSeq lists its product as uncharacterized. Bases 1 to 879 code for a protein of 292 amino acids. The transcript is spliced from 6 exons. Lineage: Eukaryota; Viridiplantae; Streptophyta; Magnoliopsida; Zingiberales; Musaceae. The record is from RefSeq and is a predicted model, not a curated record.